This is a messenger RNA of Penicillium chermesinum, 3060 nucleotides long. RefSeq lists its product as uncharacterized. The transcript has a single exon. The record is from RefSeq and is a predicted model, not a curated record. The coding region runs from base 1 to 3060 and encodes 1019 amino acids. Lineage: Eukaryota; Fungi; Ascomycota; Eurotiomycetes; Eurotiales; Aspergillaceae.
AUGCCACGCCCAUCAGCUGCAGGUAGAAAGAGUCAGAACAAUCGACACGAGAAUGGCCUUGUCGGUCCCGGCAAGAAAGUGACCAAGCAGAAAUCAAGCAGCCAACUCAACGGCUCGCCCAGCAACGGCUCCGCUACUGGCUCGGGCGCCUCGCUUCUCGAUCUGUCCGCCAAUCGUUCUUCGAGCGACACGCAAAUUCUCGCGCCUACGACUGCAAAUCAAGGCACAGACGAGUUGGGAGUGGACGGUAAUGUGCGUGGAGUGGUAAACGGGCAUAGCAAGGGUGUGGACAUGGCGUGCGGCCAGGCAAACGGGGCCGCCGCGCACAAUGGGGGUAUCGCAGGGUCGUCGUCUCGCAAUGGUCAUGGCAAUGUCAAACGCUCCGGAUCCAACGCGUCGAUCAACCCGCUUCAACUUGCCUCCACAAUCCUCAAGUCAUGCCCGAUGUACGACACCAUCGCCAUCUUGAUCUUUCUGUUACAGCUUCCCCCGAUGGUCCUUACUAUGGUUCAAUUCCUCUUUGCGUCCUUGACAUUCAUGCCCCCCCAGCGGUGCGGCCGCGGGCUCGCUAUCUUCGAAUUUCGAUAUUUUUCAGGGUCCGGCUGGUACGCCAUCUCUCGGAACGAUGAUAGCCAUGGAUGGCUUUUGCCUUCUUUUCUGGGGCCUCUUCAUGUGGACGUGGGCCCAGAACUUUGCAAUCGACCUUGCUCACGUCCAAGUCGCCUUUACCCUUGGCGGCGGAGGGUCCGGAAAAAAUGGCGGGGUCAAUGGUCUCUGUGUUGGGAUUGUUCUGCUCCUGCAUAUCGUCAGCAGCAAAGGCAUACAAGACUUUGUUGUCGGACAUCUCGUCUUGCAAAACUCAUUAGCCCGGAUGUACUUACUCAUUACUCAAAUCUUUUACCUGCCGAAUUUCGCCGCACCGAACCGCCAACGUCACCGAGUUGGCUACGGAGUCUCCUCGCCAUACAUAUUCUAGCACAAGCGGGGACAGCAAUGGCACGACGAUCUAUGGCUCGGAAUCGGUCGCCCGCGCCGUCACGGAGUGGAAAGCGUGUGGAUACCGAGGCAUCGGCCGGGUCACAAGGGCAAGCCGAUUCUGCUUUAGAAUCUGCCGCGAGCCUUUCGUCUUCAUUUAUUGGGCCCGAUGGACAGUUGAAGGAUGGAAAAGAUCGUUUCAUUUCAGCCAAGAAACGCCGAAGGCAAGCUAAUCAAGUUCGAAGUCGACAACCUUUCUGGGCUGCCCUCGCCAGCACAAAGGUGACGGUCAUGAGAGAAUAUGAACAUUCACGAACCUGCUCAAAAACAGCCCGCGGACUUCCGAUGACAGAGACGGAUCUCCAAGGUGUUUCUCUUGAUGAUGGAUUGGUCUGGAUUACGGAUGUGGAAAGUUCUUCGAUCAAGUUUGCUGCCGGUGAUGUCACCGACGAUUCAACGAUCUCGAAUUCAUGCGACUCACAAGUGGAUGGAGAUAUGGAACCGUUUUACGUCUGUGUAAAUGGCGCUCUAUGGGCUACUGCUACGAUUGGUCGUGUUGAGGAUUCCACGAAGGGGCCGAAUAUGGUACAAUGGCGGGGUGAGAUCUCUGGUCUUGCUCCCAAUUGUGCUUAUACGUGCACCUUCGUGCGGAGUGAUACGGACGAGGAAAUCUGUUCUAUGAGCGUCAAGACGCCCGCCACUACUGACGCAGAACAAAGUGAGUCUUCUGGAGCCCGUAGUAAAGAAAAAACUAGAGGCAGAGUUAACCGGAGCAAUUGUGCCGCAGCAGUUUCCGUGGUGCCGACACCACCUCAGCCGCAUUAUCGUCCUUCGUCUCCCACGACAACCCUUAAGAACUCUAUCAUCAAUGCCGAAUCCAAGUUGAACGAGAAACGCUCUCGGCUGAAAAAAGCAAAGAAUGAUCACAAGCUUCUCAUUUCAAAGAUUCGGAAGGAAUUGGACAAUUACAACAACCGCUUGCAGAGUGGCACUGACGAAAACAAACAAAAACAGCGUUCGCUCCAAUUGGAGCGCAACAUCAAGCAGACAGAGGAAGCGACGGUCAUGCUUGAGGCACAGCUUGACAGCAUGGAGACUGUUCCGGAGGAGGAGAUGGAGCAGUGGACUGCACAAAAAUCCGAAUUUGACCGCGAAUUAGAACGCCUCAACGGGGCCAAGGAGGAAGUGCAAAACGCACGACUUGCUAUGGCUCAACAAGCGUCAGCUUUGGAGUCGGAAUUGAGCAUGGUCAUCCAGAAGCGCGAACGUCUUCAGAGCCGCCGUACUCGCGUCAACGAGCAGUAUGAACGCAUCAUUUCCGCUAAUGCCCAGGGGCUCAACGAGAGAGAACGACGAGCAGCCGAGCAAUUUGCACGCGAGCAGGAUCAGGCCAAGCUAGAAGCCAGCUUCCACGAACAAUUUGGAAGCAUCACCCAGAGCGUGCAAGAUUUCCAAUUGCGCACUAACCAGCUCUGGCAACAGGCCUCUGCGAUUGAGCAGUCUAUCCAGCAACAACAGCAGCAAAUGCUCAUGGAAACGGGUCCCCUGACACCCGAAGGCAAUUUGCCUGGCACCAAUCCUCUCGCGGAAGCUAAUAUGCCGGCCACAACGGCUCCUGCCACCCGUUCCCACCUAGGACUGAGCUUCGCCCCUGCCAGGUCUAGCCCUCUGCAACACGAUUCGUCUCCUGGCCACGCAAGUCUGUCGCACCCAACCAGCCCCGUCCAGGAUGCACCGCCCCAAUUCCCUGCUUCUCCGUUUGCAAAUGCAACUUCUUACUUUGCGAAUGAGAGUAGCCGUGACCGUUCUUUCUCUAAUCGAUCGGCCCGCAGCAGCCUCUACGGAUCGGAUUACUUUGAAGCGAAGGGCAUUCCUCCCUUCCAACUCGAUCUAUCCGAGCUCCUCUCCGAGAAGCAUCGGUCCGGAUCGGAGCCAAAUAGUCUGCUGUUCCAGAGUGGCCGCCCCAUGCUGAGCCCUUUUCAGCGGGCAGCAAGCCGUGGCAGCGGAGCCGGUAGUGGCAGCGCAAGUGGUAGUGGUGGUAGCGGCAGUGGAAGCGGCAGCCCCAGGUCGACUCGCGAACAAUGA